GGUCUUUAGACUCUUAAGAUUUUUUUUAAGACCAAUGAAAUAAAGAACACAUGAAUUUUCUCUUAUUUGUCUGCAAGACCUUGUUAUUACCUCUCUUCCAUAUUGUAAUGAACAUGAAGAAUAUUACAGUAGUUUCUGUCGAGAUUUCUUGCUGCAAAUGCAAAAAGAAAGUUAUGAAAAUUGCUGCAGGUAUACCAGGAGUAGAGUCUAUUGCAGUCGAUGUAUCCAAAAACACUCUUACUGUGAUUGGAGAAGUGGAUCCUGUAGAGCUUGCUAAAAAAAUAAGGAAGUUCAAGAAAAGGGCAAACAUUAUAAGCGUUGGGCCUCCUGAGAAGAAAAAAGAUGGAGAAAAGAAAAAUGGUGGAGAGAAGAAGGUGCCUGAAAAUCUUCCUAAAUCCUGCCCAACAUGUGGUGUUUGGUAUAUUUAUGAUGCAUAUGCAUUUGAUCAUAAUACAUGCUCUAUAAUGUAA
Cryptomeria japonica (Japanese cedar) is the source of this 470-nucleotide messenger RNA. RefSeq names its product heavy metal-associated isoprenylated plant protein 43-like. NCBI's taxonomy places the organism in Eukaryota, Viridiplantae, Streptophyta, Pinopsida, Cupressales, Cupressaceae. The record is from RefSeq and is a predicted model, not a curated record. The transcript has 3 exons. Gene Ontology annotation, molecular function: metal ion binding. Bases 51 to 470 code for a protein of 139 amino acids.